Molecule: messenger RNA, 1401 nt
Organism: Aspergillus affinis
Lineage: Eukaryota; Fungi; Ascomycota; Eurotiomycetes; Eurotiales; Aspergillaceae
Product: cytochrome b5
Exons: 2
Coding region: 1-1401 (466 amino acids)
Cellular component (GO): endoplasmic reticulum
Molecular function (GO): oxidoreductase activity; heme binding
Source: RefSeq, a predicted model, not a curated record
AUGACAACCACAAAGGAAUUCACCCUGGACGACGUUAACGCACACAAGAGCAAAACCGACUUGUGGGUUGCGAUUCACGGAAAAGUCUACGACGUGACGAAGUACAUAAAGGACCAUCCUGGUGGUAUUGAUGUACUGGUCGAUGUUGCUGGGCAAGACGCAACGCAGGCGUACGAAGAUGUGGGACACUCGGAGGACGCGAACGAGAUUUUAGAAACCUUCCUGGUUGGCACGUUGAAAGACGCGGAGGAAUACAAGGCUCCUCCAGCAAUCCGGGUUAUCCAGGAGUCUGCAGCGCAACAACCCACAAAGACCGAUUCGGGCGCUGUCCGCACCCUUGGAAUCACUACUUGCUCGGCCCUUUCGCUUUACCUGGCCGUCACUUCUAUCAGGUCAUACUUGAACCUCCAUGACCUGGCCAAGUUACUUCCCAACCUAGCUCACCUGUCAUCGAGCAAGCUUUCUGUCUAUCUCCCUCAUGGCGGCUUUGUCAACGGAGUUGCCGCCACUGCCUGUGUCUGUGCUAUACUAGGUGGUGUGGUCGGAUCCCGUCUUUCGAAGCUCACUGAGAUUGACUCGGGGUUCACAAAAUAUCCCCCUCGCAUCAAAAGAAGCACCAUCCUCAAGCAAGACCCUCACCUUACUCCGGGAUUCCUUCAGCCAAAGGAAUACAGGACUCUGCCCCUGGUUGCAAAGAACCUUCUGGCUCCUAAUGUCUAUCGCUUCGUCUUCCAGCUCCCUCAUAAGACCGAUGUCAUUGGUUUACCCAUUGGUCAACACGUUGCCAUCAAAGCAACAAUCAAUGGCCAAUCCGUGGCCCGGUCAUACACUCCAACGUCAAACAAUCUCGAUCUAGGCAAAUUGGAGCUUGUGAUCAAGUGCUACCCAGACGGGCUGCUCACCGGACAGUACCUUGCCAAUCUCAAGAUUGGCGAUAAGGUCCUAUUCCGGGGCCCUAAGGGCGCGAUGCGAUACAAAAAGGGUCUGUGUAAGAAACUGGGAAUGAUUGCUGGAGGCACUGGUAUUACACCCAUGUACCAGCUUAUUCGUGCAAUCUGUGAAGACGAGACAGACACUACUGAAAUUUCGCUGAUUUACGCCAACCGCUCCGAAGAAGAUAUUCUUUUGCGGGACGAGUUGGAUGCAUUUGCCUCCUCGUGUCCGGGGACGCUUAAGAUCUGGUACAUGUUGGACCAUCCACCUAAGAACUGGCGGUAUGGCAAGGGCUAUGUCACGCCUGAGGUCAUGCGUGAAAGUCUCCCUGGGCCGUCGCAGGAUAGCAAAGUCAUGCUUUGUGGCCCUCCUGGCAUGGUCAACGCAGCAAAGAAGGGAUUAGUUGGUCUGGGAUUCCAGGCCCCGGGGGCAGUGUCCAAAAUGACAGACCAACUUUUCUCUUUCUAA